Messenger RNA from Oppiella nova, 1341 nucleotides. The record is from the annotation of a GenBank genome assembly. NCBI's taxonomy places the organism in Eukaryota, Metazoa, Arthropoda, Arachnida, Sarcoptiformes, Oppiidae.
ACCACAAAAGCCAAACGAAGACCACAGCCACCGAAGUCGGCGACCAAGAAGUCGGUGAGAAGUGCGAAGCGAUGCCAACUGUUCGCAGACAUCGUGUCUGCGGCCGUUUGGGUGCACGGCGUGCGAGCGGACAGUCGUGUGGCCGCGGACUCAGUGCUCGAGAUGUUGACGAGACAUAUGCUGGACGGCUGCACGUGUGUGGCCCUGUCCUCCACACACCUCCUCAUAGGUAACACACAUUUGGAGCGCUUUCUGCUGAAUGUGAAGGACUUCGAGAGGAAAGUGGACUCCGAGGAGAAGACAUCGCAGACCACCACUGAUUGCAAUAAUAGCCACAACCCGGCCAUCAAUGAUAUACACGUCCAGAAGGACAGCAAAUUGGACUCUAAUGUGAUGCCAGAGUUGGUGGAUAUGAAGAACGUGUCGGCGCUGUUGGCACCGGUGGACGAAGCGGUUGACCACUGGAGUCUCGCCUUAGCUUCCGAUGUGAAGAGCCGCGUGUUGUCCGAAGAGAUUGUAGUGAAGAUGCGGUUGUAUUACAACUUGUAUUCAGUGAUAGAGAUCUACGGCUUCUAUAAGCGAUUCUCGUCGAGAUUUAAAGCCACGAAANGCGUGUUGUCCGAAGAGAUUGUAGUGAAGAUGCGGUUGUAUUACAACUUGUAUUCAGUGAUAGAGAUCUACGGCUUCUAUAAGCGAUUCUCGUCGAGAUUUAAAGCCACGAAACUGUUGAAUGAGUUCAUCACUCAGUGUUCAAACAAAUACUCGGAAAUGGCUUUAAUUGCUAAUUACUAUUUGGUCACGAAUUACAUCCAUUUGGGAGCUCUUCGUAAAGCGAAAGCUUCUUUGAUUCAAAUAACAUCUUCGAAUUCUGGAAGUGCUUACCAAUCAAUGCCUGAUUCCUUUGGAAAGUCUCUCAAUUUGUUAGCAAAAUGUGAAUUGAAUUUAAUGAGUGGUCGACCAGAGAGGGCCGCAAAGACUUUACAACUGUUUCUCGAAUCGGAUUAUCUCUUGAAGUUAACUAUAAACCGCUAUUACAUCAAAGGGCUGACCCUGAUGUUGGCCACCAAAUUCACUUCACAACAGUUUAACUUUUCCAAGAAUUUCCGUGAAUUCUUAGAACCAAUUCAGAUGUCUGUUUGCAUUCUGAAGCGAUGGCAUCCCUGGCUUUCCCCCAACAGAGCUAACAAUGAGAAUGUUAUCAAUUCUGGAGAUGUAGACCCGCUUUGGUACAGGUACGGAGUGAUGAGCUUUGCUUUCGACGCCCUCACUCUGUCCACCAAUUUCUACAUAAACAUCGAGAUUCCCAGCGAUUCCUUCCAUUACUAUAACUCACUCUUGCGA